GCCUUCAGCUGAUGGAUUCAUGGCUAUAUAAAUACUCUAAUGUCCUCACCCUCUGUGUUGUCCCAUUAACAGUAUCGAGUCUCAUUGCGAAAACUUAAAACUCUUUCUGAUUGCACAUUUCCACAAACUUCAUAUAUAAUGGCUACCCCACACAAGCUCUUUUACAAAGGUGACAACAGCGACUUCGUCGUUUUUAUUGAGGACCCUGCUGUCCUUGCAAAGUACCAGGCUGGUGACACAACUCUUCCCUUGAUUGAUGUUGUAUCAAUUUACAAAGUUUUUGUCAAUAGACAAGGUGGUGUUGAGGGUGUCUUAGACGAGGCAUCGAAGGAGGAGAUCCAAAACGAAUUCGGCAAAUCAGCCAAUGUCGACACUGCCAUUAAAAUGAUCUUGGAGAAAGGCGAAGACAAGCAGGGUGCCGGCCGCUUUACUGCCCCAUCGAGCCUGAACUAAUGACUCAUGAGUAUAACGACCAAUCCAAUCAAAGCACAUAGCAAUAAAUUACCGAAUUAAAUUCUCACCGGUCGAACUCGCACUCAUAUUCCGACCAUAGGUAGAGCCCGAGUGUGACAUUUUUGCCUUCUUUCAGCUUUCAAAUAGCACUUGAGCUGUUUUCGUGAAACUAAUUCUGAGUUAAAUUUGUCCCAAGAUGCAGUUUUGCCUGACAAGGUCGGCGGUCACAUAUAUCGUCAUAUGCCGCGUGCCACGUUGCCCGAAGGGCCACGAGAUCGCAACGCAUUCUUGAGCCUGCGCACUAACGUUUUGACUCGCAGCUAUGAUUCUCGGCUUCCUUAUGUGAGAACUAGACGCUUAGCCCUAAUUAAUCAUGUGACAAAUGAGACAUUAAAGUUCGCACCACUUACCCGGAACCAAAUAGCAC
Molecule: messenger RNA, 880 nt
Organism: Metschnikowia bicuspidata var. bicuspidata NRRL YB-4993
Lineage: Eukaryota; Fungi; Ascomycota; Pichiomycetes; Serinales; Metschnikowiaceae
Exons: 1
Coding region: 139-453 (104 amino acids)
Source: RefSeq, a predicted model, not a curated record